AUGGCCCUGUGCCUUGUGCCCUUGCUGGUCCUCCUCUUGGCCGGGUGCGGUGUGAUGGGGGAACAGAGGGCGCCGGGCUUCCAAGGCUGCAGACAGACCCUGAAUAUGUCCGUGCUGGGGGCGCUGCCAGGAGGCGGCUGGGACAACCUGCGCAACGUCGAGCUGGGGCUGGUGCUCAGGAGAGACAAUUCGCAGUGCCUCACCACCGAGGACGGCGAGUACCUCAUCCCAGACCGCGUGCAGGUGGUCCCGCGGCGGGAGAGUAUAGUGGAGACCCGCGCGGAGCUUAUCGACCACUGGAACGUCCGGAAGUACAGCCUGGAGUACCAGACGGUCACGACCAGGGUGCAGAUCCGCCACAGCAUCUACUCUGUGAGGGCCCCGGAGAACCCCAACUUCCAGCCCGACUUUCUGCGACAUCUGCUGACCCUCAGCGACCACCUGGAGAACAACCAGACCCGGGAGGCCAAAUACCUGGCAGAGAUGCUUGUGCUUAGCUACGGCACGCACGUUCUCAUCGACGUGGACGCCGGGGCUGCCUUGGUGCAGGAGUACCAGGUGAGGCGGGAGCUGGUGGACAGCGAAGCCCGAGACAAGAUCAACAUCACGUAUGCCGCCUUGGCCUGGUUCUUCCAUGCGGUCAACGCUGGGGACGGGGUUUCCUGGAAGGUGCAGAGCCGGCUUCUCCAGAACUACGGGCAGAACCCGGUGGCCUCCAAGAUGCACAGCCACGGUGGCGUGCCCUUCUACCAGGACAUCACCCUGCAGAAGUGGCAGGAGGGCACCGGCAACCGGCUGUUGGCCAUCGGUAGGUCGGGCCCGCCCCUGCCGGUGCUGCUCCAGCUGGAGGCGCUGCCCGAGCUCCCAGAAGCCCGCGUGGCGGCCGCGCGUGCGCCGGGCCAUCCACCGCUACUACGCAGUCAACACGCACCCCGGAUUCUGGAAGCUUGGGGCUCCCGCCUUCGACCCCCAGGCCAAUGUGGACGAUGGUUCUUGCGGAGGCGCUGCCGCGCCAACUUCAGCUUCGGCGGUGUCUUCCAGGAAUGCGAGGCCGUUUCCGGGCGGCAUGCCGAUCACCUCUGCCGGGCCUAUCACAUCCCGAACCCGCUCACCGGCAGCCUCUUGCCCGGCCAACUACACGGCCAGCUCCCGGAGCGGCGGGCUGAAGACGUGGAGCGAGCGUGCGCCACCCAUGAGCAUCGGAAUGCCGUGCGCCUGGCUGCCUCCUGGUGCGCGCCCUCGGGGGCCUCCCUGCCCGCCACUGCGGGCCUCAUCUUUGGAGGCCUGUAUAGCCCUGGCAACCCAAACCCGCUCACUGGGUCCCAGGCUUGCCCCUCCCACUUCUGCCCACUGACACUCUUUGGCGACCUCAAGGUCUGUGUCAGUAGCGACUCAGAGCUGGGUACAGCCCAGGCAGUCCCCUUUGGGGGUUUCUUCAGCUGCCAGGCGGGCAACCCCUUGGCUGGCCUUGUGAAGGGCCAGAGCCCUGGGCUCAUGAAGGAGGUGUUCUACCAGGACAGCCUCACGGAUUUCCCUAUGAAAUGCCCAGCAGGAUACAGCCAACACCAGGCUUACCUCAGCCAUGACUGCCAAAGCCUCUACUGCCUCAGGGCUGGGGCCCUCUUGGACCAGCAGCAGGCAGCUGUUCGGAUGCCCCCAUUUAUUCCCCGACCCCGCCUUGCUCAACAGAAGCAGCACCCACAGGCUCUCUGUCCUGGUUGA
This is a messenger RNA of Lipotes vexillifer (Yangtze River dolphin), 1722 nucleotides long. Its product is annotated as macrophage-expressed gene 1 protein-like. The transcript is spliced from 3 exons. Bases 1 to 1722 code for a protein of 573 amino acids. The record is from RefSeq and is a predicted model, not a curated record. Lineage: Eukaryota; Metazoa; Chordata; Mammalia; Artiodactyla; Lipotidae.